Messenger RNA from Bursaphelenchus xylophilus (pine wood nematode), 488 nucleotides. Lineage: Eukaryota; Metazoa; Nematoda; Chromadorea; Rhabditida; Aphelenchoididae. The record is from the annotation of a GenBank genome assembly.
AUGUCAGGCUGCAGUAAGUAUGUCUAAUAAGACGGUUUUAAAUUGCAGGAUAUGUGAACGACAUAAAUAUUGAAAUAAACCCUCGUUUUUUGCCGGUUCCUUCUAUUCACAUUCCGGAACAUCACAUACCCGACUUACAGAAUUUUAACGUAAGGUUGUGCCACAGUUUGUUAUAAUGUCUUCAGUAUGAUUUUAAAAAGGAUAGAGAAUUUUUAUCUCCAACACCGACCAAAGAAAUUACUCCGAAAUUAGAAGACGGGUAUAAGGGGAAGGUGCGAGAAGAAACACCAAGUCCAAUACCGAUUGCUCAACCUCAUCCUUUACCCUUGGACCGAACUUCUAGCUUAGUAGAGGUCACAAAACCUGGACAAAGUACUCAUUUGGAGGAGUUUGAAGGUCGGCACAAUGUGUUCGAUCAGAUGGAGCUGAUGAGUAUCGACGAGAAAGCUGCCCUGGCCGAACUUCUAGGAUCGCCUCGGACUGUAUAA